Rhinichthys klamathensis goyatoka is the source of this 1997-nucleotide messenger RNA. RefSeq names its product phosphatase and tensin homolog B (gene ptenb). Lineage: Eukaryota; Metazoa; Chordata; Actinopteri; Cypriniformes; Leuciscidae. The record is from RefSeq and is a predicted model, not a curated record. The transcript has 10 exons. Gene Ontology annotation, molecular function: inositol-1,3,4,5-tetrakisphosphate 3-phosphatase activity; protein tyrosine phosphatase activity; phosphatidylinositol-3,4-bisphosphate 3-phosphatase activity. Gene Ontology annotation, biological process: protein dephosphorylation; phosphatidylinositol 3-kinase/protein kinase B signal transduction; cell motility. The coding region runs from base 614 to 1882 and encodes 422 amino acids. Gene Ontology annotation, cellular component: cytosol; nucleus; plasma membrane.
UGGGAAGCCAUGAUGGAAGUUUGAGAGUUUAACAGAGGAGAAGUGAAUGAAAAGGACUGGACUGGAGACCGCCCCUACGCGACAUUUAAAAAAAUCGAGUUUUUAAUUUCUUGGUGGAGGCUGUCACCUUUCAUAUAUGUGUUGGGACCUGAGCAUCGUGGAUUGUUGUAUGUUCGAUGGCUUUUAUUUUUUAAGGAUGUGUAGACGAGCUAGUGCGCUAGCCGUUGAAGCUAGCGGCUAGACGGAGCGCGAGCUGAGUGCGAGCGGGGUUCUGACAACCGUGAAGCGCCCGGAGAGGAUCCUCUCUCCGUCUUUGCGCUCAAUCACGGCGGCUACGGUGCGACCAGAGACUUGUCGUGCUCUAGAAAUUCUGCAAUUCGAGACGUGGGAAGUUGCUUAUUGUUUCACCCGGGGCUCGUCUGAGCCGAGGAGGGCAUUUUGGAAGCCGGGCCUGUGGUGGUUUGGAGCGAGGCCCUUGAUGAGAGAGCCACAGCAGACUCCAUUCUAGCUAGCAGGGGGACUGCGAAACCAGCAGAUCGUAAAGACGACGUAUCGUCGGAAAGCAACAAUACUCCCUCUCACACUAAAAACCUUAAAGACUCCUUUCACAGCAAUGGCUGCGAUCAUAAAGGAAUUUGUGAGUCGAAACAAAAGGAGAUACCAGGAAGAUGGGUUCGACUUGGACCUUACAUAUAUAUACCCCAAUAUUAUAGCUAUGGGUUUUCCGGCUGAAAGACUUGAGGGUGUCUACAGGAAUAAUAUUGACGACGUCGUAAGAUUCUUGGACUCGAAGCAUAAAAAUUAUUACAAGAUAUAUAAUCUAUGUGCAGAAAGACAUUAUGAUACUGCCAAAUUUAACUGCAGAGUUGCACAGUAUCCAUUUGAAGACCACAAUCCUCCUCAGCUAGAGCUUAUUAAGCCUUUCUGUGAAGAUCUGGAUAAGUGGCUCAGUGAAAAUGACAAUCAUGUGGCUGCCAUUCACUGCAAAGCUGGAAAGGGACGUACGGGUGUCAUGAUUUGUGCGUACUUGUUACACCGUGGCAAAUUCAAAAAAGCACAAGAGGCUCUGGACUUCUAUGGUGAAGUUAGAACCAGAGACAAGAAGGGAGUGACUAUUCCCAGUCAGAGGCGAUAUGUGUACUACUAUAGCUACCUUCUGAAGAAUAAGCUCGAGUACAAACCUGUGGCCUUGCUCUUUCACAAGAUGGUGUUUGAGACAGUGCCUAUGUUCAGUGGAGGGACCUGCAGGGAUUCUGCUGUAAAAAGCAAGAGUGAGCAGAUUCCACAUGGGUUCAGAAAAACCAAUUGGCAUUGGGAUCCUCAGUUUGUGGUGUACCAGCUGAAGGUGAAAAUCCACACCUCCAACCCAGUGCACACAAGGCGAGAGGAGAAAUACAUGUACUUUGAGUUUCCGCAGCCGCUGCCUGUGUGUGGAGACAUCAAGGUGGAGUUCUUCCACAAGCAGAACAAGAUGAUGAAAAAGGACAAGAUGUUUCACUUCUGGGUGAACACCUUCUUCAUCCCUGGACCAGAGGAGAGCUCAGAGAAGGUUGAAAACGGAGGUUUAGUGAAGGAACUGGAUGCAAUCCAAACAACAGAACGGGGAGAGAAUGACAAGGAUUAUCUAAUCCUGACUUUAACCAAGAACGACUUGGAUAAAGCCAAUAAGGAUAAAGCCAACCGAUACUUCUCUCCAAACUUCAAGGUGAAGCUGUACUUCACGAAAACAGUGGAGGAACCAUCCAACUCGGAGGCCAGCACUUCUACAUCUGUAACCCCAGAUGUUAGCGAUAAUGAACCGGACCAUUACCGGUAUUCGGACACAACAGACUCGGACCCUGAAAAUGAACAGUAUGAUGAAGAACAGAUUACUAAAGUUUGAAAUAUUUUUAUGGGAAGAAAAAAAGAAACCAUACGUAAUAGAGUUGUAUAAAGGAGAAAACUUGAAUAUGAACUGAAAGCAAGUACUUUUUUUUUUUUUACCGCCCUUCCCCCCC